Molecule: messenger RNA, 4268 nt
Organism: Conger conger (European conger)
Lineage: Eukaryota; Metazoa; Chordata; Actinopteri; Anguilliformes; Congridae
Gene: cmtr1
Product: cap methyltransferase 1
Exons: 24
Coding region: 558-3044 (828 amino acids)
Biological process (GO): 7-methylguanosine mRNA capping
Cellular component (GO): nucleus; cytoplasm
Molecular function (GO): methyltransferase cap1 activity; nucleic acid binding; protein binding
Source: RefSeq, a predicted model, not a curated record
CGACUUUCAGCGCUCGAAACAAAUUUGAAUGCGGGUAAUGGUUGAUGUCAAUGAAAUAGUGGUCUUUAGCGACUGGUUUCUAACAGGAAAAUCGGACUUUGUGAUACAAAAAUCCGCGUAUUCGUUUAUGUAAACGGACCACUUUGUUACGAUGGGAGACCAGCGGGGUAAUCUUUUAGCUAGGUCGUUUGGUAGCUAAAAUAAGUAACGUUAGAUUUCAAAACAAAUAGCACUAGUUAGCUAGCUGUCCUAGCUUGUUUUUUAAUGUUUUGACCCUCAUAUAAUAAUUUAAGAUAAAUCGGUAGCUAGAUAAAUCGGUUGGUAGAUAUAUAGAAAAAUAGAAAAAUAAUCCAAACCUUACUUGUUUUGCAUUUUACGUAUUUACACUAUUGAGAUUAAAUAACACAUUUCUGACGUUGGAGCUCUAUGUACAGUGUAACUUAACUUGCUGAAAGGUCAACGACUGGCGAAUGAGACUUAAAAUCUAGCUAGCUAGACUGCAAGUAACGAUAACCAACCAAGUUUUACUAAGCCACACGACAACGCGCAGAGCCAUUAUGAAGAGGAGAGGCGGGCAGGGAGACCCUCAAAAGAGGAGGAAGAAGCGUUGUGAGGAGCCCAACUCUGACGAAGACAACAAAUCUCUCCGGGCAACUAGUCAGGACUCUAGUCAGAGUGACUCCUUCAGCGAUGCUGAAGACCACAGACCAGGGUUCUCCAUGCCUGUGCUAUCCCAGGAUGCACCGCAGACAGAAGAGUCACAACAGGAUUCAUCCAACAAGUUCUCCAUCUACAACAGCGUGUCACAGAAAUUAAUGGCCAAGAUGGGCUUCCGGGAGGGGGAGGGUCUGGGGAAGUUUGGCCAGGGGCGGAAGGAAAUCGUGGAGGCAUCCACCCAGCGUGGGCGCAGGGGUCUGGGCCUCACGCUGCAGGGGUUCCAGGGGGAGCUGAAUGUGGACUGGCAGGAUGAGCCUGAGCCCAGUGCAGUGGAGCAAGUUCAAUGGUUUCCAGAAUGCUCCACUGAGAUCCCUGACGCAGAUGAGCUGAGGGACUGGAUGACUGUGGGAAAGAGAAAGUUGAAGAUAGAGGAUGAGACAGAGUUUUGUUCUGAAGACCUUUUGCACAGCUUGCUGCGGUGCAAGACUGUCUUUGAUGACCUAGAGGGGGAGGAGAUGCGUCGUGCUCGAACGCGGUCAAAUGCUUAUGAAACAAUCCGCGGGGCCUUCUUCCUCAACAGAGCUGCCAUGAAGAUGGCCAACAUCGACCAUGUCUUUGGCUACAUGUUCACCAACCCACGAGACACGCAAGGCAAACCACAGACGCGGGAACGAGAAGGGGAGCUGCUGUAUUUCGGGGACGUGUGCGCGGGGCCUGGCGGUUUCUCAGAGUACAUAUUGUGGCGGAGACGCUGGCACGCGAAGGGCUUCGGGAUGACGCUGCGCGGCCCGAACGACUUCAAGCUGGAGGACUUCUUCGCCGCACCCAGCGAGCUGUUUGAACCAUAUUACGGAGAGGGAGGUGUGGAUGGGGACGGUGACAUCACUCGUCCAGAGAACAUCAGUGCCUUCCGGAACUUUGUCUUGGAGAGCACCGAGCGGCGGGGGCUGCACUUCCUCAUGGCGGACGGGGGGUUUUCGGUGGAGGGACAGGAGAACAUCCAGGAAAUCCUCAGCAAGCAGCUGCUACUGUGUCAGUUCCUGACAGCUCUGUCUACCCUCAGAACAGGUGGUCACUUUGUGUGCAAGACCUUUGACCUGUUCACCCCCUUCAGCGUGGGUCUGAUUUACUUGCUCUACCUCUGCUUUGACCGACUCUCCCUCUUUAAGCCCAUCACCAGCCGGCCCGCCAACUCUGAGAGGUACAUCGUUUGCCGGGGCCUGAAGCCCGGUUCAGACGCGGUCAGGGAGUACAUGUUCGCCGUGAAUCUGAAGCUGAACCAGCUGAGGAACACGGAGAUGGAUGUCAAUGAAGUGGUCCCGCUGGACCUGAUCAAGGGAGACUCGGAAUUCUUUCAGCACAUGGCCACCUCCAACGAAAGUCACUGUGCAGUUCAGAUAAAGGCCCUGGCUAAAAUCCACGCCUUCGUCCUGGACACAAAUCUGACAGAGGCAAAGCAGGCUGAUAUUCGUAAGGAGUGUCUGAAACAGUGGGGGAUCCCUGAUAAGGCUAGAGUGACUCCAGGAUCUUCAGACCCCAAAACCAAAUUCUACGAGCUGAUGAAGGGCUCGGAUAUUGAGUCGUUCAACUCAAAGCCCACCCCCCUGAGCUCCAGCACAAUAGACAAGGUUCACCAUGUCCUGGACUACCGCUGCAUUGUGGGAGGUGGCGAGCAGCUCUUUCUGCUGGGCCUAGGGAAGUCUCAGAUCUACACGUGGGACGGCAAGCUGCCUCUUCGCUGGAAGAAGCUGGAGAACAAAACGGAGCUGCCCAGGGACACCCUGCUGAGCGUGGAGAUUGUACAAGAGCUGAAGGGCGAGGGCAAGGCUCAGCGCAGGAUCAGUGCCAUCCACGUCCUGGAUGCUCUGGUGCUGAACGGAACAGAUGUCCGGGACCAACACUUCAACCAGCGAAUCCAGAUGGUAGAGAAGUUUGUGAGAGCUGUGUCCAAACCCAGCCGACCGGACAUGAACCCGAUCAGAGUAAAGGAAGUGUACAGACUGGAGGAGAUGGAGAAAAUCUUUGUCAGGCUAGAGAUGAAAGUGACGAAGAGUUCAGGAGGCGCUCCUCGUCUGUCCUACACCGGCAGGGACGACCGGCACUUCCUCCCCACUGGCCUCUACAUAAUCAAGACAGUCAACGAUCCGUGGACGAUGGCGUAUAGUAAGAACUCCAAACGAAAGUUUUUCUUCAACAAGCUCACAAAAGACUCAACCUAUGACCUUCCACCCAAUGCUGUGGCCCCAUUCCAUGUCUGUCACUUUGAGCGGCUGUUCUGGGCAUGGGAGGAUGGGGUCAAAGUUCAUGACUCUCAAACUCGUGUGGACCCUGAGAAGCUAUCCAAGGAGGAUGUGCUAGCCUUCAUACACCAGCACUACCAGCCCUGAGACACUAUCUACCCAGUAACUCUGACCCUCUUUGGACGAGAGCAACGUCCUUCCUUACUAAAAACUGCUUCUUGCCUUAUAUGGAUACCCUGUGUACAGAUUAUUUUCUUUAUUAGGGAUGAGAGUUCUGCAAACAUGUGAAUAUCUGUUUCAGAGCUCAUUAUGUUCACAGUUUCCCAAUACACUAAGUGCUUUUAUUAAAUGUAUUUUAUUGGCUUGGGGUUGUCAAUCACACAAUUAUUGUGAGCAAUUAUUGUCACCGACAAUUUCAUAAUCUGUCCUGGUGAGCUCUGAAACAUAAAAAUCUGUGGAACUCUUCUCAUCCCUGUUUUAACCACAGCCUCCUUUCAGAAAUCUGUCCUGUGUGGACUUAAGUGUGCUCUAGCACCAGACCCUGACCAAACUCCUUCCUCCUUUCAACUCUAGCUGAUGAAGGGGGGUAAGUUCUUGCUCAUGAAUCGGCCCUGGUUGAACUACUGUGCACAGAGGAAUUUCCCGUUGUCUCAGAUCUCCUCCUAGAAGCAGAUCAGUAUGUGUUUUGCACUCAACACAGUAGUCUGCUCUUUCUCAUACCUUUCCCGAGGUCUGUGACCUUUCCUGUCCGACUAUCCGCUAUUGUGUUUAAAUAGGAAUAAGGAAUCUCAUCAGAGUGUUAUGUGGCAGAUGUAAAUGGGUGAUUAGUGAGUGAUGCAUUGUGGGAAAGGCUUCCCAAGCCUCCACACGGGUGUCGCUCUGUCCUGCUCUCCUCCUUUCACAUUGGUUUUGGUUUGUUUUAAAGGUGUUUAGGAUUAGGGCUGAUAAAUCAGAUGGUUCCUUCGUAAUGUAAUUCUGAAAAUAUUCAGAUAUCCAGAAAAAAAAUAAUAAAAAUAAUUGCUUUCAAACUUGAUCUUCCUUGCCAGGAUAGGGCAAAAAAACAGUGCAUGCUGGGUAUAAUGCUGUUUAUCCUUUGCAGUUAUGAAUAACCUGUAGCUUGUCUGUUUUACAGGGGCUGUGCAUACUGGAGUAGCAAUUCUGUAAUCGUAUGUCUACAGAAACUAUUAGCCUGAUAGCAGUAUGACUUGUUUGGGCUCAUAUAUAAGGAACAGACUUUGUGGGUCACUGGACAGUAGGCUGAGGAAACAUCCCUUGUCCGUUAGCGGUUUGGCCUCAUAUAAGACUAGCUCGUUCCACUGGAAUAUGCUGCAUGUUUAAUGUACAACUGUCAGUAAAACAUUUUUUUUGUAA